Messenger RNA from Leishmania mexicana MHOM/GT/2001/U1103, 675 nucleotides. RefSeq names its product putative protein tyrosine phosphatase. Gene Ontology annotation, molecular function: 3-hydroxyacyl-CoA dehydratase activity. The record is from RefSeq and is a predicted model, not a curated record. Gene Ontology annotation, cellular component: endoplasmic reticulum membrane. The coding region runs from base 1 to 675 and encodes 224 amino acids. NCBI's taxonomy places the organism in Eukaryota, Euglenozoa, Kinetoplastea, Trypanosomatida, Trypanosomatidae. Gene Ontology annotation, biological process: very long-chain fatty acid biosynthetic process; fatty acid elongation; sphingolipid biosynthetic process. The transcript has a single exon.
AUGGGCAUCAAGGACAUGUACCUGCUCGCCUACAACGCGGGCAUGUGUGCUGGCUGGGCCACAAUCCUCGUAAAGGUCAUCGGGCAUUUGGCGGAGGGUCGAGACGUCGCCUCGGUGUACCCCGAGAUUGCGCGGCUGCUGUGCGUUGCGCAGACCGGCGCCAUUGUCGAAAUCUUUCAUGCCGCCUUCGGGGUCGUGCGCAGCCCAGUCGGCACGACCUUCCUGCAGGUCCUGUCGCGCCUCAUCGUACUGUACGGUGCCGUGCGCAUCGGAGACACGGACUCCACGAAGAGCCUCGUCUUUGUUCAGAUGCUGGUCGCCUGGUGCCUGAGCGAAGUAAUUCGCUACUCCUUCUACGGCGCGAACCUCCUCAGCGUCAGUGUUGCGCCGCUGACGUGGCUGCGCUACUCCGCCUUCAUGGUGCUCUACCCUGUCGGCAUCACCGGAGAGAUCGGCUGCCUUUACAAGGCGCUGCCGUACAUCCAGAAGCACAAGCCGUGGACCGUGGAACUGCCGAACAAGUUGAACUUCACCUUCUCGUGGUACAACUCCGUGUGGUUUAUCCUCCUCGGCGUAUACCCCUACGGCAGCUACGUCAUGUACUCGUACAUGCUCGCGCAGCGCCGCAAGACUUUGGCGAAGGCCGCGUCCGAGAGGUCGAAGAAGUCGGCGUAA